Molecule: messenger RNA, 2872 nt
Organism: Pelobates fuscus (common spadefoot toad)
Lineage: Eukaryota; Metazoa; Chordata; Amphibia; Anura; Pelobatidae
Gene: ZBTB20
Product: zinc finger and BTB domain containing 20
Exons: 10
Coding region: 835-2862 (675 amino acids)
Biological process (GO): regulation of transcription by RNA polymerase II
Molecular function (GO): protein binding; DNA-binding transcription factor activity, RNA polymerase II-specific; RNA polymerase II cis-regulatory region sequence-specific DNA binding
Source: RefSeq, a predicted model, not a curated record
UCUCUAUCCCACUCUCUCGUCUCUGUGCUUUGUAAGGUAGGUUGCAGUGUGUGUAUAUACACAACAUCAAGAUCUUGGGAAUGGCUUCAUUAGAGGGAGAGACAGUCAUUACCAGUUAUACUCUAGUUCCUGGGAGCCUCCAAUUAUGAAACGAGAAACUCAGCUCUUGGGGACAAGCACGGGGAAGCAGUGUUAGCAAGCAGCGCUGAUUCAGACCCUCGCAGUACCCAAGGCAAGAGUGCCCGGAGAUACGUUCGGAUGCUGAAAUCACUUCACCUUAACAAAACAGACAGAUAAGCAGCUCGACAGCAUGCACUGACAUCGGCCUGGAUAUAAUUCACUAAAAGACUCGACAAGGACGGGCUGCUGCUCGGUGUGAACCCUUUCUUGGUGAAAGCGGUGACAGCGGAAGGAUUGGCCGGUUCAUCCAUGUUCAUGAUACAGCGAAUAAGAGUGGGAAGUAAAGUGAGGUCUGUGUUCAGAUGCUCAGACCUGCCGCAUUAAUCAGCCUCCUCAAUGCUGCCGCUCUCACAUCCGGUCACAAAUGAUUAUCUGCACUAAACCUGAGACUAGGAGUGACUUACCUGAGGAGUGAAACCAUUUAAUAACUACUGAAGACGCUGCGGACAGCUGAAAACCAGAAGGCGUCUGUGGAGAAUGAGAUUACUCAGCCAGGAGGAGGCCGCGCCAACCUGGGCCAUCCCUGCCAGAACUUUGUAGCUUUGUGUUCCGGUGCCCAGUCUCAUCCACUAAACACAUUCAGCAUCAAGCAUCCAAUCACUACGCGUGUACACACAGACCGAGUCACCUGAUUGUGAUAUCAGUUGCAAGGGGAUGACAGAGCGCAUUCACAGCAUCAACCUUCACAACUUCAGCAAUUCCGUGCUCGAGACACUAAACGAGCAGCGCAACCGUGGCCACUUCUGUGACGUGACGGUGCGUAUCCACGGAAGCAUGCUGCGGGCCCACCGCUGCGUGCUGGCCGCUGGGAGUCCAUUUUUCCAGGACAAACUGCUCUUAGGAUACAGUGACAUCGAAAUCCCCUCCGUGGUGUCUGUCCAUGCCGUGCAGAAGCUGAUUGACUUCAUGUACAGCGGAGUGCUGCGGGUCACACAGACCGAGGCCCUUCAGAUCCUAACAGCUGCCAGCAUUCUGCAGAUAAAAACUGUCAUAGACGAGUGCACGCGAAUUGUCUCACAAAAUGUAGGAGGGGUGUACGCCCUGAUACAGGACUCUGGCCAGGAGACACCCAGAGGAACUCCAGAAUCUGGAACAUCUGGGCAAAGCAGUGACACCGAAUCUGGCUACCUGCAGAGUCACCGGCAGCACAGCGUAGACAGGAUCUACUCUGCUUUGUACACAUGCUCCAUGCAGAAUGGCAGUGGAGAGCGUUCCUUUUACAGUGGUGCUCUUGUAAGCCACCAUGAGACUGCUAUAGGGCUACCUAGACAACGUCAUAUGGAGGAACCUAGCUGGAUCACACGCAUUCACGAACGCUCCCAAAGGAUGGAGCGAUAUCUCUCCACGACUCCAGAGACCAGCCAUUGCCGAAAGCAGCCUCGCCCGCUCCGAAUUCAGAAACCACCGGAUGAUAUACACAUCAAGCAAGAGGUGGAGGACGACUAUGACUACUAUGGCCAACAAAGACUGCAGGGCAUAGAGCGAAAUGAGUCGGAAGAGUGCACUGAAGACACUGAUCAAGCUGAAGGCACAGAAAGCGAACCGAAAGGGGAGAGCUUUGACUCUGGAGUAAGCUCAUCAAUUGGCACAGAGCCCGACUCUGUAGAGCAUCAGUACAUGCCUGUUCUCAGCCGAGAGUGUCAGCAGGAACCUUCCCAAGCAGAGUCCAAAUAUUUAUCUUCAGAAUGCAUGGAAAACCAGAACCAACAGCACUUGGAUAACAGCUCUUCCUCCCCGGAGAGGAGCAACAAUGUUGAUAUGGACAGCACAGUGGUCAGUGUUAAUAAUAGCACCGAAAAGGAGGUCAUAAAGACUUCUGUCUCACAAGCUUUGCCAACCACUCAGAUCUACUUACGCCCAACAGAAACACACACCAGCAAUUUAAGAAUGCCAAUAACCCUGACCAGUAAUACCCAGGUCAUUGGCACAGCUGGCAACACCUACCUUCCCACUCUCUUUACAACACAGGCAGCAGGGAGUGGGCCCAAACCUUUUCUUUUCAGCUUGCCCCACACUAUACCUGGGCAGCAAACCCAGUUUGUGACAGUUCCCCAAAGUGGAUUAUCUACAUUUGCUACCCAGCUUCAAACACCUCCACCUCAAGUAGGACACAGCACAGCAAGUGGACAGGGAGAAAAGAAGCCUUACGAAUGCACCCUCUGCAACAAAACAUUCACCGCCAAGCAGAACUACGUAAAGCACAUGUUUGUACACACAGGAGAAAAGCCCCACCAAUGCAGCAUCUGCUGGAGGUCCUUCUCGUUAAAGGAUUAUCUAAUCAAACAUAUGGUGACGCACACUGGCGUGAGGGCCUAUCAGUGUAGUAUCUGCAACAAGCGCUUCACCCAGAAGAGCUCCCUCAAUGUGCACAUGCGCCUCCAUCGGGGUGAAAAAUCCUAUGAGUGCUACAUUUGCAAGAAAAAGUUCUCUCACAAAACCCUGCUCGAAAGGCAUGUGGCUCUCCAUAGUGCUACCAAUGGAACUGCCAGCAUCCCAGUCCCUGUUCCAUCUACAGGUUCAACGCCAGGUUCAGCUCAGGCUCCUGUUUCCAUCCCAGGACAGGGUAAUGGGGCCAUACCAUGCCCUGAGGGAACAACGUACGUUUGCUCAGUCUGUCCAGCUAAGUUUGACCAAAUGGAGCAUUUUAACGACCAUAUGAGAAUGCACGUUUCAGACGGAUAAAUAUCAUCCA